Messenger RNA from Zophobas morio, 321 nucleotides. RefSeq names its product cytochrome P450 306a1-like. Lineage: Eukaryota; Metazoa; Arthropoda; Insecta; Coleoptera; Tenebrionidae. Bases 1 to 321 code for a protein of 106 amino acids. Gene Ontology annotation, molecular function: oxidoreductase activity, acting on paired donors, with incorporation or reduction of molecular oxygen; heme binding; monooxygenase activity. The record is from RefSeq and is a predicted model, not a curated record. The transcript has a single exon.
AUGAUUUUGGCUGCCUUAGUUAUAUUAGUUUCAAUUAUUGUCUUAUAUAUCUACUACGACAACCGAAACCAUCUCCCAGGACCAUGGAAUCUCCCAAUUAUAGGUUACUUGCAUAAGUUAGACCCAGUUUCACCCCACUUGACUUUGACCAAACUUGCCCAAAAAUAUGGGCCAAUUUUUCGAAUCAAACUAGGUUUAGUAAACAUCGCCGUGGUUUCUGAAGCAAAAUUACUGAACAAAAUUUUGCUCAAAGACGAAACUUUGGGAAGACCGCCACUUUUUAUGAUGCAUGUGAUGUUUCGUGGCAAAGGUAGCACAUAA